AUGGACCGUCAAACUCACUGGGAAGGAACAAUUGCUGAUUCAGAUUUUCAAUUUUCCGUUGGCUCGUUUAAGUCAAAGAAUUCAUCGCCGUCCUCAUAUAUGCCUCCUCCAAUUGUCAGCAUCCGCAACACCAGAGAUGCGAAAUCUGCUGAAGAUUUAUGGUUUCACCAAUUUCCCAACGUCACAAUGUCUUCAAUGGGAAUCCCUCAUUCAAAGGCCAACGAAGAGACUAAUGAUCCGAUCAAAACAGAAUGGAGUGUUGACCGGUGCAAAAGUAGUCGUAGUCAUGAUGAGAUUGUCGAUGACAGGGCAAAGAGAAUGGGUGCUGUGGCGCUGUACCCGAAUGAUCUUGAUAAUGCGGCGUCGCUUGCGUCUUUCCUUGGGCGACUUCCCGUCAAAAUGUUGAAGUUAUGUUCACCUCUGGUUUCGUUUGCUGGAUCGGGAGAGCCUUCUUGGAGAGCUGCAAGAACAAGACGUGAAGAUCAUCAUGGUGGCAAAGGCUUUGAGUUGCAACAUAUAGUUGGAGGAUGGUAG
Phycomyces blakesleeanus NRRL 1555(-) is the source of this 534-nucleotide messenger RNA. RefSeq lists its product as hypothetical. NCBI's taxonomy places the organism in Eukaryota, Fungi, Mucoromycota, Mucoromycetes, Mucorales, Phycomycetaceae. The transcript is spliced from 4 exons. The coding region runs from base 1 to 534 and encodes 177 amino acids. The record is from RefSeq and is a predicted model, not a curated record.